Amphibalanus amphitrite is the source of this 1915-nucleotide messenger RNA. RefSeq lists its product as uncharacterized. Lineage: Eukaryota; Metazoa; Arthropoda; Thecostraca; Balanomorpha; Balanidae. The transcript has 6 exons. The coding region runs from base 18 to 1148 and encodes 376 amino acids. The record is from RefSeq and is a predicted model, not a curated record.
UUAUAAGUCAACUGAUAAUGUUUUUUCUCCGCGGUGAGGGCGAGCGCCGCCCAUGUGAUUGCGUCAUACCGCCCGCUCGUCAGGUCCGCAUGACCCGAGCCCGGGUCAUUCGCGCUCGCAGCGCCGCCGAGAGCAGUCAGCCACUGAGCCGUGGGCUGAGCGCGGCGCUUCCUGCUUUUCGUGACGUGUCGUGUUUUUUUCGACACUGCUGCUGCUUGACAGCACUGGAGCUGACUUCGGACGGCUCAAAGGCCAGCUGUCUCAAACAGGAGGAAUGCCUUCGGUGUUGGGCGUCGUGCCAGGCGUUCCAGAGGGACCACUACAUCCGCGAGUACUGCAAACUCAACAAAGCCUGCUCCGCCGGGUGUCGACAGGCGUGUGACUUCUACCUGACCUCGGCGUCUGUCACCACGGAGCUGAACCCGGCCGUCCAGACAUCGACCGAGGCGGCGCCUGAGGCGACGACCACUGUGUCAGGGCCGAAAGUAACAUCCCCAGCAUCCGCGGACAGUGCGCAGGAGAGCCUUCUGUACGGCCCGCCUCCCUCGUUUCCCUCGGAGCCUCAUAAGAAGACGUCCAGCUCUGGCCUGCAGGACCACAAGGCUCGGUGGCGUCCGCUGCUCUCGUCCAUCGAGCCCGGCUCACCGCUGGUCUCUGCGACCCUGACCUGGCGGGCGCGCGGCCAGGACGCCUCCUACCUGGUGACCUGGGAGCUGCGCUCUGGCGGCCUGCGGGGCCACCUGGUCUCCGAGGAGCCCCGCGUCAGCCUGUCUCUGUGGCCGGACGAGGACUACGUGGUGCAGGUGUUCAACGGUGACGACGCCAGCGAGCCGCUGUUCGUCAGCACCAAGACGCCGCUGCCGGCGGAGAAGCUCGCGGCCCCGUCGGCAGCGACUCUCGCCGUCGGCGCCGUCGGGCUGGCGUGUCUGGCCGCCGCCGUGGUCGGCUGCUGCGCGCUGGCGUGCCACGAGCGGCGGCGGAGGAGUGCCGAGUACCUGCUGCCGCUGGAGGAGGGCCGCCGGGAGUGCCGCGUGAGGAACCUCCUGGCGAGGAACCGGACUGUGGACGGUGUCCUCCGACCACCGGGCAAGGCGGUGGCCGCGGCGCGGAUGGCGCCUCUCUUUGUGAUAUCACACGCGCGCCGGUGAGCGGACUGUGACUGUGACGUGGGCGCAGUGUGACGUUAACGUCACAUGGCGUCACGAGGCGUUACGAGCAAACCAAAGAUGAUGUGUUAUGGUAUUUAUCUGAGCAGAGGCUGUGAUGUUUGCGCGUUGUCGUUGUGUGUGGAGACUGUCUGACCCGGGAGAGCGGCGGUGUUGACUGUGGCUCCAGUUGUGCUGUUGACGGAUCGUGAGGCCGCAUCGGGCCGCGGUACUCUCGGACGCGAUCCGCCUGCCGCGCCUCGCAGGGAGUGGUGACCUCACUUCGGCAGGCCGUGCUAAUUCGAUAGCUGCCGAUGAUUUGGCAACUCCGACAGGUCGCCGGCCUCUGUCGUCUCAAAGUUGGGCCUGCCAAAAUCAAACAAAUGAUUCGCCUGAAUCAUCGAGCCUUGAAGGCGGCUGUCGCGAACUGUCACGUUCAUCCGUCCGUCAGCUCUCGUCAGUCGGCUCGAUGUCGGCCGGCUGAGCACGUCCGAUCACAAUGGGCCGCGCCGUCGCCGCCGCCUCCCGGGCCCGGGCGCCUUCACUGCAGUUGUACACAUUCAUCUUGUAAAUGUAUCGCAUUGUUUUAGUGGGAGCGGGACAGAGCGGCGCAUUGUUCUGUCGAUGGUGGGACCUUUCGACUACCCGUGCGCGGGCAGCCGCGGAGCGUCUUUAAUCAGUCAUAGCCCAAGAAUGGGCGAUGGCCAGUGUGCGUCUACGUGAACCGUGCUGCUGCAAAUACACGUGUAUGUAUAUGUCAAAGAACAUAA